This is a messenger RNA of Penicillium subrubescens, 606 nucleotides long. RefSeq lists its product as uncharacterized. The transcript has a single exon. The coding region runs from base 1 to 606 and encodes 201 amino acids. NCBI's taxonomy places the organism in Eukaryota, Fungi, Ascomycota, Eurotiomycetes, Eurotiales, Aspergillaceae. The record is from RefSeq and is a predicted model, not a curated record.
AUGCGCGUGUCCCUCGAUCGCAUCCUCCUCCUCCUCUUCCUCGCCCUCACCCCCGCCAACGCCAUCGGCCUCUCAUGUAUCAAAGUCGCCUCCGCCCUCGUCGGCCGACCAGGCCACCUCUUCAACCUCUUCCAGACCGAAAUCUGUGAACGAGGCUGCCAACCAACCAUCCCGCACUGGGACCUCUGGACUCGCAACAACAGCUUUGUCCCCGCCGUACGCAGCCUCAUGAAGCGCAUGAACGUGCCCCACCGAGAAGAAGCCCUACUCAAGAUGGGCGAUGAUGUCGCAACUAUCAUCAAAGAUCAAUGCGGACCGAUGCUGGGUGGGCGACACAUUUGCUCGGACCCGGUGACGCUGGCGGACUUUGGAAACUGCUUUAAGCGCUACUUCUUUAAGGCGUCGGUUAAGCAUAUUCCGAUUUUGUUGCCUAUGGCUUCAGAGGCGGCGUGUAAGGAGCAAUAUCAGUAUCUACAGGGGGAUGAGUUGUGGGAUGUGACUAUUCCGAAUAAUAUGCGUGAGUAUGCUAGCGUGUGCAAUCAGUUGGAGAAGAAGCCGAGGCUGGAGGAGAAUACAGAGGAGGAAGUUAAGCAUGAGGAGUUGUAA